Molecule: messenger RNA, 2699 nt
Organism: Sciurus carolinensis (gray squirrel)
Lineage: Eukaryota; Metazoa; Chordata; Mammalia; Rodentia; Sciuridae
Gene: Themis2
Product: thymocyte selection associated family member 2
Exons: 6
Coding region: 18-1949 (643 amino acids)
Biological process (GO): T cell receptor signaling pathway
Source: RefSeq, a predicted model, not a curated record
CCAGAGCCGCGGGGACCAUGGAGCCGGUGCCGCUGCAGGACUUCGUGCGCGCGGUGGACCCCGCCUCCCUCCCGCGCGUGCUGCGGGUCUACUCCGGAGUCUACUUGGAGGGCUCCAUCUAUGAGAUUGCUGGGAAUGAAUGCUGCCUCUCCACAGGGGACCUGAUCAAGGUCACCCAGGUUCGCCUCCAGAAGGUGGUCUGUGAGGACCCAAGAACAGGUCAGAUCUUGGAGCUCGCCCCCGACUUUCAAGGCCACUUCAGCCCCCUCACCAGCCCCCAGAGCUACACAACCCUGGAGGAGCUUGUCUCUGCUGCAACUCAGCACUCCCUGCACCUGCCCAUCUACUUCACAUCAACCCACAGCAUUGCCACAAAGGACAGGGUGGUGACUGAGGACCAGCCCCUCAUGCUUGAGGCUGUGGAAAUGCACCUUGGGACCCACUGUGCACGCUGUGUCUUGGGCUCAGGGGCCCAGCGGGUUGUCCUGCACCUGCCCCUGUCCCAGAAGGGGACCUUCUGGAGGUGGAAGUCUGGUACCCCCCAAACCCUGCUCCAGGUCCUGCAGGACCCAGCCUAUAAGGAUGGCAUGUUCACCUGCCCAAGCAUUCCCUGGCACUCCCUGAUCCUAAGGCCCCAGUAUGAGGUUCAAGCCAUCAUGCACAUGCGCAGAACCAUUGUCAAGAUCCCCUCCACGCUGGAGGUCGAAGUACAGGAUGUCACUGCCUCCUCCCAGCAUGUCCACUUCAUCAAACCACUGCUGCUGAGUGAGGCCCUGGCCCAGGGAGGCCCCUUCCCCCUGUCCACGGAGAUCCUGGAAGUUCCAGAGGGGCCCCCCAUCUUUCUCAGCCCGUGGGUGGGCUCUCUGUGUAAAGGCCAGAAGCUUUGCAUCUAUGGCCUGGCCUCACCACCAUGGCGGGUCCUGGCCUCAAGCAAGGGCCGGAAGGUGCCCAGACACUUUAUGAUCUCUGCGGACUACAAGGGCAAGCUGCGGCUCCGGCCAAGGGAGUUCCCUACAGCCUAUGACCUCCUGGGUGCUCUCCAGCCAGGCCAGCCCCUCCGGGUGGUGGCCACAAGAGACUGUGAAGGGGACGAGGAGGAGAAUCCUGAGUUCUCUUCCCUGGCUGUGGGAGACCGGCUGGAGGUGCUAGGGUCUGGCCAAGUCUAUGGGGCCCAAGGCCAGGAUGUUGGAGUCUUGGUUUGUCAGCGGCUGAGUGACCAGACUGGGGAGGAAAAGGAAGAAGACUAUGAAGAGGUGGAAGAGCGAGAACGGAUUCUGCUGCCCCUCUACACCCCUGGUGGUUUCGUGGAGGAGAUGAAUGACAGCCGGCGCUAUAGCCUGGCGGAUCUAGCUGCCCAGUUCUCACUGCCCUGUGAGGUCAAGGUGGUGGCCAAGGACUCCAGCAACCCUGCCGACCCUCUGGUCUCCUUCCCUGGUCUGCGGCUGGAGGAGAAGAUCACAGAGCCGUUCUUGGUGGUGGGCCUGGACUCCCAGCCUGGGAGGUACUUCGAGAUCCCUCCCCGCUGGAUGGACCUGACUGUGGUGGAGGCCAAGAGGCAGCCAGACCAGCUGGCUGGGCCACUGCCCGUGGCUACAGUGGAGGAGCUGGCGAAUGCUUUCUACUACAACCUUCGGAAAUUACCAGCCUGUGAGAACCAAGCACCCCCUCCCAGGCCCCCGAAAAGUCAGGGCCUCAGUGAGCAGAGAACAAGCGGCAAGGAGGGAGGCAUCAAGUCUUCUAAAGUCUUAGAACCAAAGUGUCCUAAGACCCCUCUGCUGCCCAAAGCUAAGGCGAAGACCUUGCCAGAGUUUUACAAGGACAAAUCAGAUAUGUACAGCAAGACUACCGCCCACAAGGGCCUUAGACCCACUAAGUUCCAAACACAGGAUCCAGAUAUGGAUGAACAUGAUUAUGAAGAAAUAGUCGAACACUUUCGGAAAACCAUGUAGGUGCUGAAGGAGCUGAGCUUCCUAACUGCUGCAUCUUGGGGAUUAAGGACACCCGCCCACCCGUGCAAGCCUCUGAAACCUGGCACAAGGUUUCACAGCAAUCAGACCCAGGCAGGGAAGGGAAUGAACAGCAGAUUGCAACAGCUCCUCACACGUGGCUCCCUCCACCUGAGCUUUGGCAUCCAGAAGAGCUACCUAGGUUCUACUCAGUCUUGCGUCUGUCCCUAUCAGUUGUCCCACUGGUGGUGCAGGGAAGUCAGAAAGGCCACCACCCUUCUCUGGGUAAAGGGGACUGUCUUGACCAUGCUGCAUUGAGAGCCCUUCAUGUUUGCCACCCCUCCCAGGUUCUUAGCCCCUCAGAGACAAAGACUGUGUCACCCUCAUCUUGGUAGCACCUAGCACAUGAUCAGCACUUGCUUAAUGGGGCUUAUAUUAAUAUAUGUGGCAUUUGGCUUCAAGAACAAAAUCUUAGGGCCUUGGUUCUCAAAAGCUGGUGCUGGAACUAUGGCAGCCAAUUCAAAAAGAACCUUAUGAGGGGCUGGGGAUGUAGCUCGGUUGGUAGAGCACUCCCUAGCAUGCAUGAAGCCCUGGGUUCGAUUCCCAGCAAAACACACACACAAACUUUAUGGGGACCCAAAGCUGUGGAAGACUGGCAGGUUUCAACAGGUGGUUCUAAGAUAUUGUAAAAGUUGUGACUAUUCAAGAUUGUUUCUUCUAAAACCUUACAAUAAAAGUGACAUCUGGACUUUU